GGUGCCUGCCCUGCCUGCUCCAGACUGCGGCGGGCAGAGCUGUUUGCUACAGAAAUGGCGGAGGGGGAGUUGGACGUCGACUCGCUGAUUUCCAGGCUUUUGGAGGUGCGAGGAUGUCGUCCAGGGAAGAUAGUCCAGAUGACGGAGGCUGAGGUGCGAGGUCUCUGCAUCAAAUCCCGGGAGAUCUUCCUCAGUCAGCCAAUCCUCCUGGAGCUGGAGGCUCCCCUCAAAAUUUGUGGUGAUAUCCACGGACAAUACACAGACCUGCUGAGGCUCUUCGAGUAUGGCGGCUUCCCUCCAGAGGCCAACUACCUGUUCCUGGGCGACUACGUGGACAGAGGGAAGCAGUCUCUGGAGACCAUCUGCCUGCUGCUGGCGUAUAAGAUCAAAUACCCCGAGAACUUCUUCCUGCUCAGGGGCAACCACGAGUGUGCCUCCAUCAACCGCAUCUACGGCUUCUACGACGAGUGUAAACGCAGAUUCAACAUCAAGCUGUGGAAAACAUUCACCGACUGCUUCAACUGCCUGCCCAUCGCCGCCAUAGUGGACGAGAAGAUCUUCUGCUGUCACGGAGGUCUCUCUCCAGACCUGCAGUCUAUGGAGCAGAUCCGACGCAUCAUGAGACCCACAGACGUGCCUGACACAGGCCUCCUGUGUGAUCUGCUGUGGUCUGACCCCGACAAAGACGUCCAGGGCUGGGGAGAAAAUGACCGCGGCGUCUCCUUCACCUUUGGUGCUGAUGUUGUCAGCAAGUUCCUAAACCGCCAUGACCUGGACCUCAUCUGCAGAGCCCACCAGGUGGUAGAAGACGGUUAUGAGUUCUUUGCCAAGCGGCAGCUGGUGACUCUGUUCUCAGCUCCCAACUACUGUGGAGAGUUUGACAACGCUGGCGGCAUGAUGAGCGUGGAUGAAACCCUGAUGUGCUCCUUCCAGAUCCUGAAGCCAUCUGAGAAGAAAGCCAAGUACCAGUAUGGAGGCAUUGGAGCGAUGAGUCGGCCCAUCACUCCUCCCCGCACAGCCCAACCUCCAAAGAAACGAUGAAGAAGGACAGAGGGAGGAAGAGACACAGAGAACGAGAGAGAGGGAGAUGAAUGUCAAAGAUUGUCUCCCGAUGGCUUUUCUCAACACAAAAUACGUAAAAGCAACACUUGGCAGAGAGAGAAAACCGAUGAACACGACGAUUUUAAAAAGACACACCCAAAUCUGUCUUUCAUUUUCUUUCUUAUCUCCCUCUGAACUGCUGUCGCACUCCCUUCUUCUUCCUCAAUGCUUUUUUUUCUCUGCAUCUGUGUAACAUUUUUAAAAGUGUUAAAAGGAAAAAACAAUACGGGGUGUCAUUCUGUAGCAUAUCGGAGUGGUUUUUUUUUUCUUUGUCUUUUUGUCCUUUGCCUUUUAUUUUCUUGACAACAGAAUGACGAUUAGUUUAGUUUACCACACCUCCUUACCCCCACCCCCCACCCCCCGCCUGUACAGACACAACAGGUAUUAAUGACGACUGCUGGGUUUUCAAUAAAUAAUACAGGAAAUGAA
Plectropomus leopardus (leopard coralgrouper) is the source of this 1530-nucleotide messenger RNA. Its product is annotated as serine/threonine-protein phosphatase PP1-beta catalytic subunit-like. Gene Ontology annotation, molecular function: protein serine/threonine phosphatase activity. NCBI's taxonomy places the organism in Eukaryota, Metazoa, Chordata, Actinopteri, Perciformes, Serranidae. Gene Ontology annotation, biological process: regulation of circadian rhythm; circadian regulation of gene expression. The record is from RefSeq and is a predicted model, not a curated record. Gene Ontology annotation, cellular component: cytoplasm; nucleus.